AUGGAGUUUACCGGAGGAAAGAUUGAAAAUGGUUCUUUGCAAGAUUGUGCUCAAUCUCAAACUGCUUUCGUUCCUGGAAGACAAUUGUUGGAUGGAGUUCUAGUCAUCAAUGAAAUCCUUGAUUAUGCUAAGAAGGCUAGACAAGAUUGUUUGCUACUGAAAGUUGAUUUUGAAUUAGCUUAUGAUUGCGUUAAUUGGGACUUCAUGCAGUUUGUUCUUCUGAGUAUAGGUUGUAGGGCAAAGUGGAUGAAGUGGAUGGAAGCGAGCAUAUUCAACAACAGUCUUUCAAUUUUGGUUAACAGAAAUCCUACGGAUGAUUUUUCAGUUGAAUGUUGUUUACGGCAAGGCGACCAAAUUUCCCAUUUUCUGUUUGUUUUGGCUGCUGAAGGCUUAACCUGUCUCAUUAAUAAGGUUGCAAACUUAGGUAAAUUUUCUGGUUUUUCUAUUGGCAACUCGUCAAAGCAUCUCAUUUUGCAGUUCGUUGAUGAUACUAUCAUCAUUGGGAAAGAUAAUUGGGAGAAUGUGUGGAGUAUUUAA
Messenger RNA from Lathyrus oleraceus (garden pea), 537 nucleotides. RefSeq lists its product as uncharacterized. The record is from RefSeq and is a predicted model, not a curated record. Lineage: Eukaryota; Viridiplantae; Streptophyta; Magnoliopsida; Fabales; Fabaceae. Bases 1 to 537 code for a protein of 178 amino acids. The transcript is spliced from 2 exons.